AUGGGUAGUAAAAACGACUCACGAUUAGUUAUUAAUAUGUAUGCAAGCAUGGUCAUCCUCUUAAGUAGCAGACAAAUUGAUGUUUUACUCAAUUCUGGUCUCGACGAACAGUUAUCGGUAGACGAAAUUAUUCAGAAGUUAAGUCAAUUUUUUUUCAAUUCAAUAUUGAAUCAUCUUACCCAUCGAUUUUUUGCUUUAAAAUUUUUUCCUCGAGUCAAUCCAAUUCUACAACAAUGGAGUAAUAAUGAUCGAACAAUGUUGAAUAAAAAUGAUUCAACAACACUACGUCAUACAAGCAAUUUAAUAUUGCAAAUGUCGGACUCGAUGAACAAUCAACUUGAGAAUAAUAAAGCUUUGCUUGAUACAAUUAAAAUAUGCUUGAAUAAUAUUUUAUCAUUUGGUUACUACAUUAUGAAAUCGAACCAAGAAGAAGACUUCAAUCUAGCUUCAUUCGAUUGCCUAGUAGAAGCUUAUGGAAAUAUCAAAUGUAGAGCUCUUGUUGAGGCAAUAUCACGUUGUGCCACAUCAAGAUUUUUCGAAGAUGCUCUUUUUGGUAUACGUGAUCUUCCACUGAAUAAUACAGAACAUUUUCUACUCGUCAUAUGUCUUGAUUAUGUUCUCAAAUGCGAUGAAGAAAAUGGAAAGCAUGCUCACUUCAUAUUUGAUUAA
Messenger RNA from Rotaria sp. Silwood2, 669 nucleotides. The record is from the annotation of a GenBank genome assembly. Lineage: Eukaryota; Metazoa; Rotifera; Eurotatoria; Philodinida; Philodinidae.